AUGGCGAUUUCAAAAUUGAUAAUGUCUUGUUCUACCCGAAUGAACCCAAGAUUGCUGCUGUUUUGGACUGGGAAUUGUGCACAUUUGGUCAUCCAUCGUUUGAUUUGGCCAACUUCUUGCAACCUUUCCAGCUUCCCAACCAGCUUAACCAGCUUCUUUACAAACCUGAUAAAAACUGAUAUGGGAAUAGAAAAGCCCGGCUCACUUGAUAGCGUCUACGACAAAUUAGCUCUCUACCAGAAAAAUUUGGGGUACAACUGGAGCGACGAAGAUCCCAAAAACAAUCCAGUUGACCUGUGGAGCGUUGGUUUUGUGUUUGGGUUGGUUAGGUUGUGUGUAAUUUCGCAAGGUAUUGCCAUGAGAGUUGCGAAAGGAAAUGCCAGUUCUGGAGAGGCAAGUGGCUACGCAAAUUUGUAUCCAUACCUCGCAAAGUUGGCAGUAGAGACCAUUGAAAAGCCGCCUGAGUCAAAGAUGUGA
This is a messenger RNA of Meyerozyma guilliermondii ATCC 6260, 477 nucleotides long. RefSeq lists its product as uncharacterized. The transcript has a single exon. Lineage: Eukaryota; Fungi; Ascomycota; Pichiomycetes; Serinales; Debaryomycetaceae. The record is from RefSeq and is a predicted model, not a curated record. Bases 1 to 477 code for a protein of 158 amino acids.